This is a messenger RNA of Penicillium brevicompactum, 1782 nucleotides long. RefSeq names its product dolichyl-P-Man:Man(6)GlcNAc(2)-PP-dolichol alpha-1,2-mannosyltransferase. Gene Ontology annotation, cellular component: endoplasmic reticulum membrane. Gene Ontology annotation, molecular function: alpha-1,2-mannosyltransferase activity. Gene Ontology annotation, biological process: protein N-linked glycosylation. Bases 1 to 1782 code for a protein of 593 amino acids. The record is from RefSeq and is a predicted model, not a curated record. NCBI's taxonomy places the organism in Eukaryota, Fungi, Ascomycota, Eurotiomycetes, Eurotiales, Aspergillaceae. The transcript has 4 exons.
AUGGCAGGGAAAAAUAAUGCCUCGGGGGAAGGUCAUACCCCUAAGACAAAGAAACAACCCCCACCACCUCCGUUCUACAUCCCCCUCAAUAUCGCCCUCUACAUCUUCCUAGCUGCCAACUGUCUGGCCGCAUUCUACGCUCCAAUCCAGGAUUGCGAUGAGGUUUUCAAUUUCUGGGAACCUGCGCACUACUUACAGCAUGGAUAUGGCCUCCAAACAUGGGAAUAUUCGCCGGUUUACUCCAUCCGUAGCUGGCUCUACGUCUCGCUGCAUGCUAUUGUAGGAAAACUGGGAUCAAUGUUCGUCCACAGCAAGACCGCUGAAUUCUACACAAUCCGAGUUUUCCUCGCCUUUGUCUGCUCUGCUUGUCAGACUCGACUAUACUCUGCAAUUUGCCGCACUCUCAGCCCUCGCAUCGGUCUAUUGUUUUUGAUGGUUGUCAUAUUUAGCCCGGGCAUGUUCCAUGCUUCAACCGCCUUUUUGCCAUCCACUUUCACCAUGUAUAUGUCAAUUCUUGGCUUGGCAGCUUUCCUGGACUGGAAGAACGCCCAAAGAGCGGCACAUGGCAUCAUGUGGUUUGGUCUGGGCACCAUUGUCGGGUGGCCGUUCGCAGGCGCCCUCAUUGUCCCUCUUUUGGCCGAAGAAGUUAUUCUUACUCUUACCUCUGGGUCCAUGGUCAAUCUCUUUUGGACGAUUGCCGAUGGGCUCAUUGGUUGUCUCGGCAUUCUGGCCGUUGAGGUUGCAGUCGACUAUGCUUUCUUCAAAAGGUUUGCUCUGGUGCCCUGGAACAUUGUUGCUUAUAAUAUUUUGGGUGGAGAGGGUAAAGGACCAGACAUCUUCGGAACAGAGCCAUGGACUUUCUACAUUCGAAACCUCCUUCUCAACUUCAAUGUCUGGUUUGCGCUCGCUAUGCUAUCGGCGCCCUUCUUGGUUUUCCAAAUCGCAUUCCGAUCUCACACUACCUCGUUACAAACUUCGUUGCGAUCCUUGUCCUUGGUUGCCCCGUUCUACAUGUGGUUAGGGAUCUUCACGCUCCAGCCUCACAAGGAAGAGCGAUUCAUGUACCCAGCGUACCCGUUCCUGGCACUGAGCGCGGCCCUUUCAUUCCACAUCAUCUUGACCUACCUCGGCUCCACUGACCGAAAGGAACUGGUCGGCCGUAUUCCAACCAAGUUCAAGAUUACUGCAGCAUUGUCGGUGGUCCUCAUUGCGCUUAACGCAGGAAUGUUGCGCACCCUGGGUAUGGUCACAGCAUACAAUGCUCCACUGAAGAUCUAUGAGCCUCUGCAGGACAUUGCUGUCACACAAAGAGAAGAUACUGUUUGUUUCGGUAAGGAGUGGUAUCGAUUCCCCUCGUCAUACUUCCUCCCCCACGACUUGCGUGCCAAGUUCAUUCAAAGUGAGUUCCGCGGAUUGCUCCCGGGCGAGUUCCCAGAUGCGCCAAGCUACCUCGAGCGGCUGGGAGGAGCAUCGCAGAUUCCGUCAGGCAUGAACGACCUCAACAUUGAGGAUCCCAGUAAAUACGUCGAUAUCUCUCAAUGUUCCUUCCUGGUUGACUCUCACUUCCCUGGCCAUGAUGCGACCGAGCUCGAACCUCAUUAUGCCCUGGACAAGGAUAACUGGGAAACAUUAUCAUGCGCAAGCUUCCUUGACUCGUCUCAAACUGGGCUGUUGGGUCGCUUGAUUUGGAUUCCCAAUCUCCCGAUUAUUCCUGAUCGCUUCCAACGCAAAUGGGGCGAUUACUGCCUUCUUCAGCGAACUAGUGCCAAAAACAUUGUAUAG